AUGUACGGUUUUGAUCCACAGAAAGAAACUGGGGAAAGCCUGGACUAUUUAAUCAAGCUUCAAAAAUCGCACGGAGAAGAUGAAGAAACUUCACUCAAUCAAGCUUGUAACAUCAAUAGGCGUGGUGUCUAUCAUGUGGGCCAUCUGGAAUGUGACGACUAUAAGCUUGAUUUGAAAUCAUCCAUACGUCUUACUGUGUUACAACAACGUGGGAAAAGAAAGCAAAAACAGGAUGAAGCAGAUGCAAUCAAUCGUGAGUAUAGUUUAGAUGAUCUGAAGGACAUUCAGAGCAGACUCAUGUUGAUAUCACACAGAGAAGAGGAACACUCGGAGAUUGUCGAGCGGUAUAUAACGUUGAUGGACUUGGUGAUACGGAUGGCCGAAACGUACCUAAAGCUACGUAGUGCUGGCUGUGUUUCAUUUAUUGAUUGGAAAGUCAUCCAACAUUGCCAACCAGCGAAGCGAGUAACAACUAACGUAUUUUUUGGUGCCUCUGAUCCUAUGAUAACCGGGAGUGAAGAUGCUGCGGACAGCAUGUAUAAGUUAUGCGAUUUCCUGGAAAGAUGUCACCACCAGUGGUUAGAAUACAUCAACAGAAAACGCAGAGGCUAUUAUGAAUUGAAUCACUUCACGAUGACGCAGAUCUUCCAAUUGCGACGUGACCUUGCCAAACUACGUAACAAUGAAGACAUCCAUCCGUCCACGUGUGUGUUAUUAGAGGGUGUGAGAACGAAUUGUGGCAUCACAAACCUGCGUGAAGCACUACGCGAAUCAAACAACAUACAAAAUACACCUGCUAGAUCUUCUACUUACCAACCGCCAUCCUGCCCCAGUGGCUUAUACAUGUCCGCUGAUAUGAAAAAUACAUCCAUCAAACAUCUAAUAGCAGAAGGCAUGACGGAUAAAAUCGCUAAAGCUGCUUUCAUGGCAUGCGGUUUCGAUUCAGACAUUAAUCUGUUGGACUGGUGCUAUGCGUAUUUAAAUAAUGAUGACAUCAUAGAUGCUUUUUAUGUGCAGUACAUAGAACAAUACGAAGACAGUCCUAUGGACAAGACGCCGAGAUUGUUUCCACUGGAGGAGGUUGAUGACACUGCUGGUACCUCCAUGAUUCAAACGCCACAAGUUGAAUCUGGGAAACAAAUAUCAAGCGUGACCGACCAGCUUGAAGCGCUGUGGACACACAAACUGGAGUCUGAAGAUGCUAUUACACAGGGGGACUAUAUCACUGUGGAACAUCUGGGGAAAACCCUGGAGUGUUUAGCAAAUGAUGAAAGGUCAUUGUUGAAUAGACCCCUGAAACGUUUUAUCGUACCGGGCCAACCAAAUCUUGUAAUCUGUUCACAUGAAAAUAUCCUGAGUUUUGUUCUGUCAAUCUACAUGGAGGAUACGUCGCUUCCAUUGCCAACUGUUGAAGAGGUACUUUUAUGCACAGAACAUACGACGGCUGAGGCUGUAUCACUGUUUUGGCACAGAGCAUUCCUGGAUACCCGGGGAGGAAUAUUUUGCUUAGCAUUUGCUGAUCAGUUGAGCUAUGAAGUAUGUUCGGCAUCUGAGCACAUACUCAAUAAAUUGCAAAGCAGUUUGGAUAAAAAAGACUAUAGAGUACUGGUUAUUUGUAGUAAAGAGAGAGAAAAUCAGUCAUAUAUGGUGUCGGCACUUGACCAUUUUAAGACUGAUACUCGUUUCGUGCCAGACAUGGUAGCUAUCACAGCAUACCUGAUGGAUAAAUUCCAGGAAGAAUGUUCAAUUACAACCCACGAUGGCUUCUCUACUGGCAUGGUUACUGAUAUGAGAUCAUCAGUGUUGACAAUUCAGUCAAACCGUAGUGGAACUGGCAAAUCACUCUUCGUUGAACGACUAUCUACUGAACUUGAAGCCCGGACUAACCACCACAGAGAGUCGCCAUAUUGCAUUACUUUGCCAUUAGCUAGAAAAAAUAUUGAUUUGUCCUCCGUGGUCCAUUCUUUUUCGAGAUGUAUUGAAAUUGACAAUGAAACCCAUAGUAUAUUUCAUCUAGAUAUAUCACCUCUGAAUAAAGCCAGGGUCACUCCACGCUUCCAGGAUUUAUUACCAGUAAUUUCAUGCCAAUCUCCCAGGGAAAGUCUUGCAACACUCGACAAAGCAGAUGGUGGGAAAAGAGUUCUUCACAUGGACAAUGAGAUAUACAGAAGUGAUAAUUUACAAAUGUCGUAUCAAUACCUCGCCGCGUUUCAGAAAGAGCAGAAUUUAGACAAACUCCAAUAUAGUGGCCAGGCUACCGAAUCACCUACACAGUGUCUGCUUACUCUUCUUCAAUAUUGUGGAGUUGCUGACCCAUCUUGGGCAGAAUUGAAUAAUUUUACGUCAUUUCUUGGAGAGCAACUCAAGGACUGUGAAGAUUCCGUUUUUUGCGAUCCGUACAAUCUAGGGGACACAGAACUUGAAGGAUUCAAAACAUUCGUGGUGAAAUUUAUGAUCGCAAUGUCUAAGGAUUUUGCAACUCCAUCAGUGAAAACGUCGAAUCAAUCUGUGGACGCAAAUGGUGACAAUGAUAAUGGUUUAGAAAGAUUUCAACUGAGACGUACAUGGGAAAACAGCCCACACCCGUAUAUAUUUUUCAAUCGCGAUCAUAUCACAAUGACCUUCCUGGGAUUUACCAUUGAUGAGAUGGGAAACCUUUUAGAGAGCGGCACUGGCAACAUACUGGAACCAAAUGUAAUGUCAGCCCAAUUGCAAAGGGGAUUGACAGAACAGCAUGUUGACCUUACAGUGGACAUCAUGCACGUAUCGAGGGAUGAUAUGUUGAACAAGUUGUAUUUAGUAUUCGGUACACAGGAAACAUAUGAUCCGGAUCCAACAUACGAGUUGACCAUAGACAAUGUAAAAAAGAUGAUGGCAAUACAUAUGAGGUUCAGAUGUGGUAUACCUGUGAUUAUAAUGGGAGAGACCGGAUGUGGGAAAACGAGGUUGAUAAGAUUCAUGUGCGAUAUGCAAGCUGGAACUCAAUACGACGGUCGCGCAGAGAAUAUGAUUAUUAUGAAGGUUCAUGGUGGAACAACAGAACUUGAUAUCGUUCAGACGGUGGCUCAUGCGUCAGUGCAAGCACGGUUGAACAAAGAACAGCAUCAUAUUCCAGACACUGUACUGUUCUUCGAUGAAGCUAACACGACAGAGGCGGUUGGAUUAAUCAAAGAAAUACUGUGCGACAAAAGAGUUAAUGGCACGAAGAUUGAUACUUCUAAUGGAGCCUUGAAAUUUGUUGCUGCGUGUAAUCCAUACCGAAGACAUACGAAAGAAAUGAUUGAAAGUCUGGAAGCAUCUGGCCUUGGUUACUAUGUCAGAGCCGACCAAACAGAAGAUACAUUAGGAAGUAUUCCGAUGCGUCAUUUGGUCUACCGAGUCCAGCCACUACCACCAAGCAUGCUGCCGCUCGUGUGGGAUUUUGGCCAACUUAAUGUGGAUGUAGAGAAGCAAUAUAUACUCCAGAUUGUUCAGAGAUUUUUAAACGCAGAAGAUGGGGACACAGAAACCAUCGAGGUGAUUAGCAAUAUUAUAUCAGCAUCACAGACAUUCAUGAGAAAAACUAGGAAUGAAUGUAGUUUUGUCAGCCUCAGAGACGUUGAAAGGACGAUGAAUGUGAUGGUAUGGUUUUUAGAAAAGUUAGAAUAUUUGAAUCCGUUGAUUGAAGAUAUAAAAAUGAAAAGCGACCACCCUUCAUACGAAACUCCUAGCAUGCUGACCAGAGCUUUGACGCUUUCACUCGGUGUAUGUUACCACGCACGCCUUCAAGACCAGAGACGAGCUUACAGGAUUGAAGUGGCACAGUAUUUUGUAGCGCCCUGUGCGUUACCUGGUGGAGAACAGCAGAUGGUUUUGGAAAUGAUAAGAUGUCAAGACGUGUUUUUGAAUCAUAUAGAAUUAGGCCCUAAUAUUGCUCGUAAUACAGCACUAAGAGAGAACGUGUUUAUGAUGAUUGUUUGUCUAGAACUACGAAUUCCGCUAUUUCUUGUUGGUAAACCUGGAAGCUCGAAAUCAUUGGCAAAAACGAUCGUCGCUGAUGCGAUGCAAGGUAUAAGUUCGAAGAAUGAAUUCUUCAAGAAAUUGAAACAGGUACGCAUGGUAUCGUAUCAAUGCAGCCCUCUCUCGACGCCAGAAGGUAUCAUAUCUGUUUUCAGACGUUGUGGUAAGUUACAAAAACAACAAGAACUGGACAACUUUGUAUCUGUAGUUGUGUUAGACGAACUUGGUUUAGCUGAAGACUCACCGGCCAUGCCGUUAAAGACACUCCACCCCCUUCUAGAAUACGGUGCUGAGGAGGAUAAUACUUCACAGGCACACAUGAGGGUAGGGUUCAUUGGUAUUUCGAAUUGGGCACUUGAUCCUGCUAAGAUGAACAGAGGUAUACUUGUCUCACGUCCUGAUUUAGAUGAGGAAGAAUUGAAGGAAAGUGCAAUUGGUAUAUGCCAUUCAGACAACGGCGUUCUUUGUCGGAUACAAGGCCUUCUGUCCAGUCUUGCAGCGGCAUAUUUAAAAGUUUGUGAAAAACAAACAAGACAAUUCUUUGGCCUUCGUGACUUUUACAGUUUAAUUAAAAUGGUAUUUGCACUUACUAAAAUCUCUGCAAACCCCCCAAGCUGGGGACAGCUGGAACACGCAGUUCGUCGAAACUUCGGAGGGCUUGAUGAAAUCGACAUAGUUGAGAUUUUUAAAGAUACAUUGAAGAGUACAUAUGUCACGGAGGAACACGAUAAAAACGAUCCAGACUGCAGUACUGCUGGUCUUAUCAAAGCUAGCCUAGAAGUUGACAAAAGUAUUUACAUUGGUGAGAGUCGUUACCUUCUUCUUCUGACGGAGAAUUAUGCCGCCUUGGGAAUUCUUCAACAAAUCCUCAACUGGAAUGACCACGUUAUUAUAUUCGGUAGUAGUUUUCCCAAAGAUCAGGAGUACACACAGAUCUGUAGAAAUAUCCACCGUAUUAAGACCUGUAUGGAGACAGGUCGUAAUGUUGUACUUUUGAAUCUGGAAAACUUGUAUGAAAGCCUGUAUGACGCUCUCAAUCAGUACUAUGUAUACUUUGGCGACAAUAGAUAUAUUGAUAUUGGUCUCGGAGUUCUAAGAAGGAAAUGCAGAGUUCACAAAGAUUUCAAACUAGUAGUGAUAGCUGAAAGACAGGUUGUCUAUGAGAAGUUUCCAAUCCCUUUGAUCAAUCGCCUGGAAAAACAUUUUUUAGCCAUGGCUAGUAUUCUCACAGCUCAGCAACAUGCGGUGGUUGCACGACUUGAACAAUGGGCAGACGAAUUUGCAAAUUUCUCUCUUGCUGGACCUGGCGGCAGAAGAAUCAAGUUUAGUAUUCCCGAUGCAUUCAUUGGAUAUAACCAAGAUACACCAGCAUCAAUCGUUCUUCGACUGUCUUCUGAUACCAAAAAGGAAAAAAAGGAUGAGAAAGUUUGGACAAGCCAGGUAUUAGAAGAAGCAAAACGUGUAUUACUCCAGUGUGCAACGCCUGAUGCUGUGGCGAGGUUAAACAAGUCGAAAUUGGGACCAUUAUCUAAUCAAAUUUGGAAUCAAUAUUUCCAUGAACAACAUCAUGAUAGCAUUGUAUCUUAUCUUAAAUUACUGAUGGGUUCUGGGCAAUUCAAAGAAGACACACUUACUCAGAUCACAACACAUUCCAGACUCCUUUCGCGACAUGAUACAGAUCAAAUGUCAACUGAGUUGGGUUCAGAUUCAAUAACUGUCGUGUCCCUACAUGAAUUUCAAACUGAGCAGCAGUUUUCAAGAAAAGCACGAGAUUUCUUUAAUACAGUCACAGCGAAAAUAAAGAUCCUCGUAAUUCAAUGUUCUUCUGGCAAUGAACACACAAACCUCAUCGCGUGUUCACGUUACCUGAUUCAAGACGAACGUGUAAAAGCAGAAAAAAGAAAACUGAAAGCUGGUGCUGGUGGUUUAAUGACAGCCCAUGUGGUGUUCAUCAUCCAACUACCUCGCAUUGUUGGUGGAUGCUUCGCCGGCUUUCAAGGAGGAAAAUGGAAUUCCAUACACAUCGAUGAGCUCCGACCAGCUGAAGCGAGGCUGCCGGAAAUAACCGAUUUUGAGAAUCAUUCAAUUAGUAAAAUGUUUCAAAUUGGCAUGGAAUCAAAGCAUAAAUCUCUAACAAGAGAGAGUGACCACUCCGGAGGGCAUGAACGUGCACAAGAGCGAAAGUUUGUUUUAGACACAUAUUAUGUCAUUAAUAGCUGCCUUCAAACGGCAUUAUCAAUGUUGGUCGAUAGUGAAGACAACGCCCAUAGGGCAUCGGAACGAGUAGAUCUGCUGCUGAAAUUAUGCAAGCAAAAAGGAAAAAGUUUGUAUUGGAAUGUAUUACAAGAGCGAAUAUAUGACUUGCUUAGACAGAAAGAUGAAAGAGGUGUGGAUAUUAAAGCAUGGCUGUGCAAUGAAGCCACCUCUGGUCAAAGCAUGCAGGAAAAUGGCACAUUCAGGCGUGCAUUAUUACACAAACUGCUGCGGACAAUUACACAUAUUUUAGCUGAGGUCAUUGCUUUUACUGACGUAAAUGAUAAUCUGAGUAUUAUCGAAAACAACGGUGAACCUGCCUGGGUGAAAACAAUGUGGUUUACGAUUCUCGGUAACACUGGCAUCGCACCCUUGGAAUAUACGUCAUUCCUCUCGCCACUUGACGUACCCCGGGAACAUAUUCCGGUACGAUCUACCGGGAUUGGCGGUAGCAAAUUCCGAUGUCGUUGUCCGUUUUCUUGGAUAAUUAAGGAACGACUUGAUGAGAUGUGGAAUAGUGAAAUGCAUAAACAUGAAGUGUAUUAUGAAGUAGUCAGAAAUUCUGAUUUGGGAACCUACUUGCAAGAAAUUAUUCCCGAAGCUAUGGUGUCCGAUUUUUCUAAUCUUUACCUGCACGAUUUUGUACGGAUGGUUUACAGAGCCUCGCAGCUAGGAGAAUACGAGUUAAUUAUGGAUGAGAUUGAAGUAGUUGCAAAACAAAUACACCGUGAUAUGAACGCUUAUGACGAGACUCAUGUAGAUUUUAUAUUGACUCCACCUGCCAUACAUAUGGCUUGGUAUAAAAUGCGAUUACGAUUUGAAUCAUUUGCGCAGACAUUGGUGAUCAUUCCACAGGCAUUGCAGCAACUAAAUGUGCUCGAGCGCUUUGAAGAAAUGACAAUUGAUGUGUAUACAUUGACGUACCUUUUAGAAGUUCUCCAGCCAGACGAACAUGACAUUCGUGACACAACAGCUCGUUCUCAGUGGUUGAGGAAAGUUAAAGAGAGCAGGCCAUUGAUUGAUAAAAUAUUGGCUAUGGCUGAAUCAUACAAUGAGAAGGACGAAAUAACCAAUAUUUAUGGUGGAAAAAGCAAACGUGAUCUCGGAAUUGCAAGGACUAUGUGGAAUCGAAUCACUGUUCUGCAGUUAUUUGUGGAACAUGUUUGCGUGCCUUCACUAGGAUUCAAAGAACUGAAUAUUGAACACACAAUACUUCUGAAAAGGAUGUUAAACAGUGACGACAAAGUCGAUUUCAAGACACUGGACACCCUAGCUAUACUCGAAACUUUUCUUAAUAGAUGUGUUGAUGACGUCAGUGCCAAAUUAUUGAAAUAUGGUAUACGUGUGUGCGCUGUUUGUAAAGAGGCUAUUAAGGACCCAGUGUUGUUUCCCUGUCACCACAUUUUCUGUUUGCAGUGUGUCGAAAUAUUGUUGUCAAAUGGUGGAGGAGCUUGUGCAACGUGUAGGCAAAAACUACCUUUAUAUUUUCAACCGGAAGUCAGCCAAGAUAUUGUUGAUGCAAUAGAGAAACUCAGUGAGCAUAGGCGACAAUUCAAUGGUUUCUUCAUGGAGAUUGUGUCCCGCCUUUGCUUCAUGGGAAAUCUACCUCCCCACUCUGAUGUCAUCGAGAGAAUGUUGACUUAUGUGUCAAAGAAUACAAGAGAAAACGAAAAUAUUCGAAGCAAGAGAAUGUCUGCAUUAGUAGAAGAUUGUAUUGACCCCACACCUGUGCUUCGUUCAUUUUUACUUCAACUGAUACUGAAGUUCAGGAAAGAUCACGUGUACGACCACUUGAGCGAUUUUCUGCAAGUAAAUCUACAAUUCUGUGUUGAUGAACAAGAUGUAAUUGAGUUAUGUUUGUUAUUUACACAGUGUUUAGAAGAUAGUUAUUAUCAGGAAGAUCAUCAUAAUCGUACCGGUAUAAUUGAAAUUGCAUUAGCAAAACUAAAAAGUGGUAUACGACCAAAGAGUGUCCGUCCUUCAGCACUAAAUAUAUCAAGAUUAGAGAAAAUAGCUGCUGCCAGAUUCAGUCUAACUCUGACUGCCGAGUUGAUAUACCAUUACUUUGGUGGAAGUCAAGAUCAAAACGAAUCAAAACAAAGAAGGGAACACAUACAAUUUACUGAGGCUAUGAAACUUAUCGAUAUGGCCAAAACUUAUUGCGACAGAAUUGGUAAUAAAUGGCCUAGACUGUAUUUACUUAAACAGCUGUGUAGACGCUAUGGUAGAGAUGUGACUAGAAGUGUUUCUGGGAUUGAUCGAUUUAAAUGGAUUGCACCCGACCUUUUGGUUAAGCAUGAUGACGUCCCUGAUCGAUUCCUUGUCUAUGGAGAUAACUACGAGUCCAUAAUUGAUGCUUUGGAGCUGUCGCUUCAUCAGGAAGACCUUGAUCGAGAUAAAGAUAUACUAUCAAUAAAAAAUGACAAGUUAAAAGAGGCGUUACUUUUAUCAGCAAUGUAUCGAAUACUGGUAAUGUUGUGUGUUACAAAUGAUGGCAACAGCAAUGAACAGGAAAUGGAUAAUUUACAGAAAAUUCUGGGUAAUCUUGGUGCAAAUAAGGAUGUAAUCGAGACUAUAAUUAGCAACACAGUCAAUGGAGAGGAGACUUUUUUGCAGGUAGUGCCGAAACAAGGGGGUCUAACCAGAACUAUCGCUGCUAUUGUAACACAUGUUCAAAUCAUGGUGUUGUAUUCGCCGAGAAGUAACCUCUUGGAGCCAUUUGAUUUCUUAGCCAACCAUCCCGAAGUGAUGAAGGGUUCGUAUUUACCCACAAUGCCCGACGAUAUGAUUAUGGAAGCCAGGGAAGCUUUACACGCUGAGGGUCUGCAUUGGUUUGAGUGCAAGAAUGGCCAUCCAUAUACUAUUGGAGAGUGCGGAGGACCACGAGCAAUAGGAAAAUGUAGUGACUGUGGAGUUAAUAUCGGAGGAAUUGACUACAAGUUUGAACGUGGCGCUGAUAAAGAGGCUCGAAUAACUGACAGUACCCAAACUGGUCACGUGCUCGGGGAGCCGACUAAACGUAGCCGUAAGUCAAACACAGAAAGACUCAUGUCCCCUGCUGCAACAGCAAUAAUAAGACUACUAAUGCAUAGUGCAUUAAUGGUAGCUGCGACAAAAAAUCCUAAAGAUCUUGAGGGCAUAUUCCAUCCUAAAAUGCCAUCUGACGAUGUUAGAAAAUUUGUAUGGCACCAUAUAGAAUGUGAUCUAGUACAGAUAUCCCAUGCCAUUGGCAGAAGCGUAGAUGACGCAGCUGUUACCGUACAUAUGAUAUUAAAACGAAUGGUGCUUAAACAGGCGACGGGAGCUUGUCAGUUUGAUGCACGAUUGUCCAGCAAAGAUGACCGACAACUAUGGGAAGAAUUAUUUGCCAAGAAAUUUGUUAAUCCAUCGAUUGAGAAUUUAGGUAAUCGUUUGAAUGAAGCAAAUGUUAAGAUUUAUAGUGAUGAACGAAUGGGCAAUUGUCAGCUACUGAAACUGUUGUACGAAGUAGACAUUGACCCAGUGAAACAUUCCUUGGAACAGCUGCACACCGUACCAGCCAUGUGGAGAUACCGAUCUAGAAUCACAAUACAGCACUUGUCACAAGUAGUCCAAGGAUGUAUAGAUACAUUUCCAGUUCUCCAGCAUUUCCUUAAAGCGGAACAUAAUUUGAGGGCGCUCCAAUAUUUGCCGGACAUUGUUCGACUUCAGCAGCAACUAUUUGACCGAUAUCAUCGAAAUAUAGACGAAUCAGAGGCUAUCGCGAUAAGGAUUGAUAGGUUUCUUGAAUCAUUGCCAGUGCAAGAACAAGAAGAACAUGCUAGACUAAUUUCCAGUUUUUGUAAAGCGUGGGAGAUACUUCGUGGAAAAAUAGCCGUGUCAGGAAGACUUCAAGUAUCUAAUGAUAUGUGUACGAGAGAUAUCACUACCUCCUCCAACCUGGCAGUACUGUUACCUACACGCAAAGGAGACGGUAUUUGUUCAACUGCACUGCUAGACAUGCUUAUUGUAGUGCAUAACACUUUCAUGGAAGAGUAUUCUAACCUUACGGACAAUACAUUGGGUGGAUAUAUCAGACCGCAGGAUGCUACUGUAGCCCACCUUGUUGCGUAUGAUACUGAUAGGGAUCUGCUUCCGGUCGUCAUUUCCAACUGUACUUAUUCACUGGAAAUACAAAAUGGCCAGGAAGUUCAGACAGAAUAUGAUUUAAUGAGUCUUGAAAAGCAGCUUGAUGAAUGUUUCAUUUAUGGUCGACCAUUACUUCAACACGAAAUUCCUCGUCUCGUAUUUCGUCAAGAUUGUAAAGAUGCCAUCAUUCUUGACAAACUCCGAAGAAGAAUACCUCAGGAAAAUGUGUCGAAGGCUUUGAAAAAUGAUUUGUUAUCAAGUAUGGAAUCUUUAACUGACGUCCGAGAUACACUUGCUUGUCUCGAUAUUUGCAUUAGUUUACUUUCGUCUGCUGGUGGUAAGCCAGACACACCUAUAUCAGUGUAUUUACUUGAUAUACUAAAGAUGGAUACAGAUGUUGUCAAGAUCAAAGACCGGCGAUGCCAACUGAAACACAUUAUUGCCGUGUGGCAAAUGUUUUCUGUUGAACGUGCACGACAACUCACAUUGAACGGACAGGAUUCAUUUGAAACAUUAUCUGACAUAUUCAGAGAAGAAUUAAAUGCGUUUCAAAAACUGCAGCUGCAGCGAUCUGUUCGUAAUCUUGACUUGGACAAUUUAUUGCAUCAGUACUAUGAGUAUAUUGCAUAUGAACUGAAGCGAAAGGGCGCAAUUGGUGGUACAAUGGGCGAUUUAGAGGACGCAGAGAUCAUGAAAAGCUGGAGUAUUCGAGAUACACUUUGGGCAUACGUGGAUAGCAAAGAAGAAGAGGAAAUCAGAGGAUUUUAUACCGGUUUUCCAGUUGAAAUCGAACUGAAACAUGCAUGGGGAACCUGGAAAGAAAUUGGAGCUGGUGGACUGGAGUUAAUGAUAUCAGAACUGAAAGUCAUUAUGUUUAUGCAGAUGGCACUCCUCUUGUGUUUACCAAUUGGAGGCAGUAUCCGCAAGAACCAAGUGACGCAGAUCACGAAGACUGUGCAACGACAACCUCGCAGAAGAUUUGAAUUGCGUAUUGAACCUCUUCCAUGUAACCAAGCUAAUGUUAGUUGUCAUGACAUUGAAGCGCAUUUGGCAAAGAUCAGAAGUAAGGAAGAAAAUAACUAUCUAGUACAGCUUAUUGAGCAAUAUGGCCUUGGUUAUCAGAACUAUUGUGAACCCAACCUUUGUCAAAAUGGUGGCGUGUGUGAAAACGCUAUGGAAUCCUAUACCUGCGAUUGUGUGCCUGGUUUUCAAGGGAUUAACUGUGAAACGGAUCCAGACGACUGUCUUCAUGUUACUGACUGUUACGGAGGAAUGUGUAUAGACGGUUUUGACAGCUACACGUGUGACUGCAAUACAGACGUGUCAAAUGUUGUGUAUCAAAAACUUGUUAGUCAAAGUUCAACACAGAUAGAACAUGAGGCAGUAAACGCUAUUGACGGCAUUCUCACUCCUAGUGAUGCGUGUACGGACACUGCCGAAGAGUAUGAACCGUGGUGGCAGAUUGACCUAUUUGAGAUUCACUGCAUUCAUAAGGUCAUCAUCACUAAUCGUCAAGAUUGCUGUCAAGAAAGGUUGGAAAACGCUGUGGUUCUGGUUGGCUAUACAGCACAACGUGAUGAAACUGUCCAAUGUGGUGAUAUUGUGAAUGCACAAAGUGCUUUACAGGAAACUGUUGAGUUUACCUGUGGAAUGGAAACGAGAGGAAGAUAUGUAACUGUUAUGUUACAGGAAACUACAAACCUUUUGUCACUGUGUGAGGUGGAGGUAUAUGCACCAGCUCGCAGAAGAUUUGAACUGCGUAAGGAACGUCUCACAUGGAGCCAAGCUAAUGUUAGUUGUCAUGACAUUGGAGCGCAUUUGGCAAAGAUCAGAAGUAUGGAAGAAAAUAACUAUCUAGUACAGCUUAUUGAGCAAUAUGGCCUUGGCUUGAAUGCUGAUGUUGACCACAUUGUUGCGUAUGAUACUAAUAGGGAUCUGAUUCCUGUCAUCAUUGCCAACUGUACUUAUUCACUUGAAAUACAAAAUGGCCAAGAAGUUCAGACAGAAUAUGAUUUAAUGAGUCUUGAAAAGCAGCUUGAUGAACGACCAUUACUUCAACACGAAAUUCCUCGUCUCGUAUUUCGUCACGAUUGUAAAGAUUCCAUCAUUCUUGACAAACUUCGAAGAAGAAUACCUCAGUUUGGAACUCAUUUAUAUUCUGAUGAUUAUUCAGAAAUUAGUUUUACUACUGGUAGUAGUAUCCAACAAGAAGUAUCUUCAGACGCUGAAACAACUCACACACUUGCUUUCAAAGUGCUUGGUAGUGCAUACAAACAAUGUUACCAAAAUAUUCUUGAGGAAGGUUCUUUAAUGCUAAACAACUCUGAAGAAGUACUAGCAAGAAUAGUUAGUGAACCAACUAAUCCUAUCAAUGCACAGGCUAUUGCUGUACAACUUAAUUUAGGUCAUGGAUGGGGAGUUGUAGGAUACAUACCAGACGAGUUGCUGGAAUAUAUUCACCCAUUGCUGAAUACAAAUAAAAUUACAGCAGUUAAAGUUCAGCACAUACAAUUUAGGGCAACAUGGAAACGUAUUGAUAUGUAUGCAAAACUCCUUAUAACACGCAAAGUGCAUGGGACCCUUUUGUUGUCAGAAGGAGUCAGGUAA
Molecule: messenger RNA, 12966 nt
Organism: Saccoglossus kowalevskii
Lineage: Eukaryota; Metazoa; Hemichordata; Enteropneusta; Harrimaniidae
Product: E3 ubiquitin-protein ligase rnf213-alpha-like
Molecular function (GO): ATP hydrolysis activity; metal ion binding; ubiquitin-protein transferase activity
Source: RefSeq, a predicted model, not a curated record